Messenger RNA from Girardinichthys multiradiatus, 3285 nucleotides. Its product is annotated as basic helix-loop-helix transcription factor scleraxis. The transcript has 2 exons. The coding region runs from base 1136 to 1714 and encodes 192 amino acids. Gene Ontology annotation, molecular function: RNA polymerase II transcription regulatory region sequence-specific DNA binding; DNA-binding transcription factor activity, RNA polymerase II-specific; protein dimerization activity. The record is from RefSeq and is a predicted model, not a curated record. NCBI's taxonomy places the organism in Eukaryota, Metazoa, Chordata, Actinopteri, Cyprinodontiformes, Goodeidae. Gene Ontology annotation, biological process: developmental process; regulation of transcription by RNA polymerase II.
GCUCCCCCUGGAGGAGGUGUCUGGGGAGAGGAACGUCGGGGCGUCUCUGCUGAGUCUGCUGGCCCCGCGACCCGGUCCCGGAUAAAGCGGAAGACGACGAGUAUGUGUACGAUUACGAGAUGUCAUAAAACACAAAGGCGUAAAGUGGAAGGAAAAUGACAUGCUUUAACUUUUCUUACAACACCAAAAUCUGAAAAGUGCAGCAUACAUUUUCCAACACAUUUUAAAGCAGUUUCAGCUCCAGUCUGUUGGCAUUUGCCUACCAGCUUUGAACAUCUAAACUGAAAAUUUUGCCCAUUAUUCUUUGCAAAGUAGCUUAAGCUCAGUCACACUGGAUGAAAAGUAUCUGGAGACAUCAGCUUUAAAGUCUGGCCAAAGAUUCUCAACUGGACUUUGACCCACGAACAAGCCAUGAUCUAAAGCCGGCUCUAUCGCAUCUCUGGCUGGAUGUUUAGGGUGGAGGUCCUGCUGGAAGGUGAACCUCCACCCGUCUCAGGUUUUCUUUCAGGAUUGUCCUGGAUUUAGCUCCAUCCAUCCUCCCAUCAACACUGACCAGCUUCCCUGUCUCUGCUAAAGAUAGGCAUUCCCACAGCAUGAUACUGCCGCCCCUAUGUUUCACAUUUGCCAUGUCCCCUACAUGGCUUCAAGAAACCUGCAAACAGGAUUUAUUAUGGAUUUCUUUCAACAAAGGCAAACGGGUGAACUCUAUAUACUAAUUAGUUGACUUUAGUCGGUAAAAGGUUGAAUUUGGGGGUAUGAGAGUAAAGUGGGCUGAAAACAAACGCAUGUCCCCUUUUCUGAUCUUAAAUGGUAGAAGCUUUAAAGACCAUGAAUCCUGUUCGUAUUAAUUGGUAACAUAAAAUCCCAGUAAUUUACUGUGAGGUCUGUAGCUGUAAUGUGAAAAAGUUCCACCCCUCCUCCCGUCAGCCUCCACCUGUCUCCCUUUUCCCGCGGCGGGCUGGAGCUGACCCAGAAAGCAGCCGUCAUUCUGCAGAAAUGGUAUUCAGCCCGCUCGGUUCGGUCACCGGAUCGGCGGCAGCUGCUGAGCCCUAUCCACCCCCCUCCCCUGGUGCUAUUUUCACCCGCCUGUUAAAGUGCCGCAGCUAGACAGGUUUCACCGCAGAGUUGCGGCAAGAUGAUGUCCCGCACAGGCGGAUGCGACUCCGAACUGGACACCGACACGGACAGCUCCGAUGGGAAGUCCACGGGCGGCUGCAGCCCGCACAGGGAGUCCGGGAAGAGGCUGGGGAAGGAGGCGGAGAGCGGCUGUCCCGAAGCGGCGAGGAGGAGGCGGCGGCGGCGGCGGAGGAGGAGCGGCAUCGCGGGCGGCAGAGACGCGCGGCUCUCCGGGGUGAGCAAACAGAGGCAAGCGGCGAACGCGCGGGAGCGGGACAGGACGCACAGCGUCAACACGGCCUUCACCGCGCUGCGGACUCUGAUUCCCACCGAGCCCGCAGACAGGAAGCUCUCCAAGAUAGAGACGCUGCGCCUGGCCUCCAGCUACAUCUCCCACCUGGCCAACGUGCUGCUGCUGGGGGAGGACUGCCGGGACGGGCAGCCCUGCCUCCGCUACCAGGACAUGAUCCUGCACGGCUCCCCGGCGCUCGGCUCCCCGGCGCUCAGCGCCCCCUCUCUGCGGCCAAUCUGCACUUUCUGCCUCAGCAACCAGAGGAAACAGGUCAGAGAUGGUGGGAAGCACUCAUCUUCUGUGUGAAACAAAGCGACUCCAGACAGAUCAGGAGCCCACCUAGAUGUUUACUCUUUAAACUUUGUUAAUACAUAUUUAUUUUUUUUGAACAGGCUACAGGAAAAUAGACUGAAAGACAAGCACUUUCCGUCCAGCUUGGUGUGUUUCUCAACCUCAGUGUUUUGACUGAGAUGCAACCUGAGCCGGUGUGUGCAGCUGCACCUGACGUGGGCCUAUUUUGGUCCCCACCGAUAGUACAAACUACCCCCUGACCCACCACCAACAGGGCCACCACAUGUACCUCCCAAAAAAAAACAACCUGGUCACCUUCAGUGCAACAGUUGCUGUCAGUUUUCUGGUAGCUGCCCUCAGCAUUAAGGGGGCAGCAAGCAAGGUACCGCCUGUAGUGGUGGACAUCAGGAACAGCAUCAAAACUUAUGGAAGCAGGUUAUGCAAUUUGCACAAUGUGCAGCAGGUUUAAGAACUGCACCCCCACCCCAACCAUCACCUGAAGAUCUCAAAAUACCUGAUACGCCUGCUCUAAAUUACCCUUAGGCUUGACUGUGUGUGCUGUGAUGGACUGGUGACCUGUCCAGGGUGUUCUCCCACCUUUUGCCUAAUAACCGCUGCAGAUGGGUAUCAGCCCACUCCCGACCCUGCAAGGACAAGCAUGUUUAGACAAUGGAUUAAUGGGGUCAGGGUAGAAACCCUUAAUGGUUGCCUCGUAGGUGUCUGCCACCACAUUUGGAAGUAAAGGUCACGGCUUGCACCAACCACAGCUGCAUUAGUAAUGGUGAAAGAACAUGGCUAAUCUAAUUUCUACUCACGUUUCUCAUUUUCCUACAUAAAACCCCUGUUUUGAAUGCAUUAAUUAACCCCAAUAUGUGAACCAGUUCCAAACCAUAUUCUGCCUACUGAAAAUAAUUAGGCUGUGAAUCAGAUUAAAAGAUUAUAAGAUGUGAAAGCAAUGAAACUAAGAACAAAGGAGUCUAUUCUUAACCCAAACUUGAACAUAGCUAGCUGCUAACGCUAGCCAGCAAACAUCUUCAAUUCAUUCAAGAAAAGGCAGUUAUAAUAGUUUUGUUUUUGUUAUACUAGAAACUCUGUAAUGGACAUCUGUUUUAUGCAGUGGCUGUUUAUAAAUAUCACACCUGUCUAAUUUAGAAAUCUUAUGUUAUUAACCUGUUUUAACCAUGUUUUACCAGAAGUAACCAUGAAUUGUUCAGACAUUUAAACCGACAGUGUUGAAAAGUUUACUACUACAAUGUUGCACGGUCACUUUAACAGCACAGGGUGUGCAUCAGCAUGCCUUUUGCACUUUUAUUGAGAAUUUAAAGAUGUGAUAUUAAACUCACCUGGAUGCUUUGAUAUUUAUAAUAGUGCCCUAAACUACUACUGGGAAAUUUUGCUCUCUACCUCAGAUUUGUAUUACAAAUAUAAAGGCUUACCUCUGAUCAGAAUUAGUACCGACAGUAAGAAAUACUUGAAUGUCAGACAUGUCUGUCCUUUGCACAUUAAAAGAAGCUGCUUAAAAAUAAAAUGUAUUUUUGUACUAAGAAAAUAAACAUCAAGCUGUCUUUGUAUAUAUCUUUGCAAUA